GUCUCUGGUGUUAUUAUUCUUGCUCCCCACUCCGUAGAGCCUAGAACUGGUCCAGUGGCGCAGUUAGUGGUGUGAUACCAGUGCUACAAACUUGGCGAGCCAGCCAGGAGUGGCUUAAAGCAUUUAAAACUAGAAACCAGAGGCCGUAUAAUAUUAUCAGUGUUAAAGGAGGAGAAGGAAGGAAAAAAAAUGGAUGUCGUUCAAACCAGUAGUGUAAAAAUCCCUAUCUCAGUCAUAGUUAGCGGUAUAACCGAUACAGAAGUAGAUGACGAACUAAGUGACUUCCUGAAACAAUAUGGUUCCAUUCAAAGGGUAAUUCCAGUAGAUCCCACUGAACCAGAGUCGGCCAAGCAGGUUAUCGUACAGUAUGUGUAUGGCAUAGCUGUGCAAUCUCUCUUACCUUCAUUGCCAUACAGGCUUAACAGUAAGACUAAGACUGAUGUCACUUACCACAUCAGAGCCUUAGCCAGUGUUUACACACCUGUAGCUAGCAAAACAGCUACACAGACUUACCUUUCAGAGUUAAAGGACAUCGCAAAACAGACUGGUAAAGACUUUGCAGCUGUCCUCAGAGAAGAGCUCUCUCUCAUCAGUGAGACUGUCGAUCUAGAUCAUUCAGAGUCCCAAGAUGGAGAUGCAGAGCAGAACUCACCUGAUACCCCAGAGCAACAUGCCCCUGAAAAUGCUGCACAGGUAAGCCCUCUGCCCAGUAUGGCCCCGCAGCAGCAUGUUCAACAUCAUUGGUCUCCACCAUCGACACCAUCUAAAGAAAAGACACAGCCUGCUCUGAAAUUUUCUGAUGUCAAUCCACCUGACAUACAAAAAGUAAUUGUUGAGCACAUAGUGAGAAAUGAAGACUCUGCUCUGCAGGUGCACACUUCCUUGAGACUCAGACCCUUCUCUGGGCGUGUCCCACGUCCCAACAGUGAAGUGGAUUAUGAGACAUGGCGUUCCAAUGUGGAACUUCUUCUUAAAGAUAUAACACAGUCUGAUCUUUACAAGUCACGAAAGCUUCUUGAAAGUCUCUUAUCACCCGCCAUUGAUAUUGUGAAGCACCUGACACCGGAUUCUCCUCUUAGUGUGUACUUAGAGAUCUUGGACUCUGCUUUUGGCACAGCCGAGGAUGGAGAUGACCUCUUUGCAAAGUAUCUCAACACAAUGCAGGAUAAUCGUGAGAAACCUUCAGCUUAUCUACAACGGCUGCAGGUGACGUUGAGCACCACCCUCAGCAGGGGAGGUGUAACUGCAAGCGACCUUGAUCGGCAUCUUCUCAGGCAGUUUGUCAGAGGCUGCUGGGAUAACAUCUUGAUGGCUGAACUCCAGCUAGAACAAAAGAAGCAGAAUCCACCUACCUUUGCUGAACUUCUCCUGUUACUCCGCACAGCAGAAGAUAAAUGUUCUUCCAAAGCUUCACGCAUGAAACAGCACUUCAAUGUUUCAAAACCAAGAGUGUCUUCUCAUUAUCAAGGAGCUUAUGUGCAGGGUGAAGAAGACUGCAGCUCAUCUCAGCCAGCCCCUGCUCACAGGUCUGAAAUCCAAGACUUAAAGAAACAAAUAGCUGAUCUGCAGUCCCAGCUCGCACGUAUCACACAGAAAGACAGUAGAAAAGCUAAAUCAGCCGCCAGACCACUAGCUCCCCAAACAGCUAACACCCAUUCCCCAGCUAUCACUCGCACGUCUCAAAGGCUGCAGCCCCACAGCCGAGAUGCAAACAUCAGCGCAAGCAAUAGACAAAGGCCCUGGCAUUGCUUUAGAUGUGGAGAGGAUGGGCACAUUAAGCCUCAGUGUGAAAGUGAGCCAAACCCAUCUCUUGUGGCUGAGAAGAGGAAGCAGUUAAAAGAAAAGCAGUUAGCAUGGGACAGUCAACAUGGCGCUUCAAAGCCUGAUCCUUUAAACUAGACCCAGUUCCGGUUGUGGGACAAACGGGGACUGGAACACAGGCAAAGUGUCCCAAACAGAAGCUGCACAGAGCCCAUGUGUACUCUCACACACAAAGACAGUCAGUGGCUUUGCCAAAAGGUCUGAUUGGAGCCAAGUGCACUGCACAAGUGACCAUAGCUGACAAAGACUGUAGUUGCUUGUUGGAUUCAGGCUCCCAAGUAACAACAAUACCCAACUCUUUCUAUCUAGAGAACAUGUCUCACUUGCCUCUCAAUUCCUUGAACGACCUGCUUGAGGUGGAAGGAGCCAACGGUCAAAGCGUCCCUUACCUUGGCUAUGUUGAGGCCACCAUCAGAUUCCCAAAGAGCUUGCUUGGAGUCAACAUCGAGGUACCUACACUGGUCUUGGUUGUACCUGACAUGUGCUCCACGUUGUCAUCAGUGCUUAUAGGCACAAAUACCUUGGAUGUUCUCUAUGAGAAGUAUGCAGAGAUUGCACCUCAAAACUUUGAGUCUCUUCCUUAUGGCUACAAAGUCGUCUUAAAGACCCUUGAAAUCCGGAAAAAACAGUCUGUUGAUUCCAACCUGGGAGAGGUGAGGCUUCAUAGUAGAGACCUUGAGACCAUUUCAGCUGGACAGAUCAAAGUCCUUCAAGGAUCAGUGAGUUGCAGAAUAUCUGAUGUUGGAAAGUGGGUGAUAGUAGAGUCACCAAAGUCAUCGUCCCUGCCUGGUGGCAUCCUGGUGACAGAUAGCCUGGUAAGUCUACCACCAAAGCUAUCACGCUGCAUACCAGUGACGCUCAAAAACGAGUCACAGCAUGACAUCACCCUGUCCCCAAAGGCUGUGAUAGCAGAAAUACACGCUGUCAAGAGUGUUCAACCUGUCAAGACCCCUGACUCAGAUUCUCCUACAAAACCUGGCCAAAAACCAAAUCUCGACUUUGACUUUACUGAUUCUCCUGUACCCAAUGAGUGGAAAGAGAGGAUAACAGAGAAAUUGAGCUCCAUGCCGGAGGUGUUUGCAAUGCACGAGCUUGACUUUGGCUGCACUGACAAAAUCAAACACCAUAUAACUCUCAGUGAUGAGACACCAUUCAAACAUAGGCCAAGACCUAUACAUCCGUAGGACAUAGAGGCUGUGCGUACCCAUCUCCAGCAACUCCUCGAUGCAGAAGUCAUCCGUAAAUCAGAGUCACCUUUCUCCUCGCCGAUCGUAGUUGUCAGGAAAAAGGAUGGCAAUGUCAGACUUUGCAUAGAUUACAGAAAGUUGAACACACAAACAGUAAAGGAUUCAUAUGCCUUACCUAAUCUGGAAGAGUCCUUCUCAGCGUUGACCGGGUCCAGGUGGUUCUCGGUGCUAGAUCUCAAAUCAGGCUUCUAUCAAAUAGAGAUGGAGGAAGCAGACAAACACAAAACCGCAUUCGUCUGCCCUCUAGGAUUCUUCGAAUUCAACAGGAUGCCUCAGGGGAUAACCAACGCCCCUAGCACUUUCCAGAGACUUAUGGAGCGUUGUAUGGGAGAGUUGAACUUGAAGCAAGCCCUAGUUUUUCUGGAUGACCUCAUCAUCUUCUCCUCUACAUUGGAGGAGCAUGAGGAAAGGUUGAUGCAUGUGCUCAACCGAUUGAAAGAGUUUGGUUUGAAACUGUCACCAGGGAAGUGUAAGUUCUACCAAACUUCUGUAAAGUACCUCGGCCACAUUGUGUCUGAAAAGGGCAUUGAGACCGAUCCUGACAAAGUGGCAGCAUUAAAAACCUGGCCAAAACCAAACAACUUGAAGGAACUAAGAACCUUCCUGGGUUUCUGCGGUUACUACCGCCGGUUCAUUAAAGACUACUCAAAGAUCGUGAAACCACUCAACGUGCUCACUGCUGGCUAUCCACCGCUAAGAAAGCAUGCUAAAACCACAGUGAACUCUGAGAAGUAUUUCAAUCCAAAGGAUGACUUUGGUGAUAGAUGGACGCUUACGUGCCAAACAGCAUUCGACACUAUAAUCGAAAAGCUGACAACCGCACCCAUCCUCGGGUUUGCUGACCCCAAGCUCUCCUACAUUUUACAUACAGAUGCAAGCACUUUGGGCCUCGGUGCUGCUCUCUACCAGGAGCAACAGGGACAGAAGCGCGUCAUUGCUUAUGCGAGCCGAGGUCUGUCGAAGUGUGAGUCCAGGUAUCCUGCUCACAAAUUAGAAUUUCUUGCCCUUAAGUGGGCAGUAAUUCCAGGAUUACCUGUACGGAAACACAUUCCUUGCUGUCACAGAUAGCAACCCAUUAACUUACAUUCUUACCUCAGCUAAGCUCGAUGCCACGAGCUACAGAUGGUUGGCCGCUCUGUCGACAUUCAAUUUCCAGCUACAGUACAGAGCCGGUAAGCAGAAUCAGGACGCGGACGGACUGUCCAGACGCCCUUAUAGCAGAGUACCUGAUGACACAUCAUCACAAAAAGAGUUGGAGAGGAUACAACAAUUCACAAAAAGACACUUGUCAGAAGCUGAUUAUGCACACCUGAAUGACAGCACCAUCAAAGCCAUCUGUGAGAAGCACUUGGUCCAUGAAGUAAUCAACAAUCAGCCUGGGGAAACAUCACCCAGCACCAUCUUGGUUGUGUCACUUGCCCACCAUCCAAAGGCUCUCCCUCAAAGCUUUGAAGAGGAGGAUCAGCUUGGUGGCUUACCUGUCAUCCCCCCGUUAGCACCAGCUGAACUAAGAGACAAACAAAAUGCUGAUCCCUGCAUUAGUGAAGUCCUCAGGCAAGUGGAGUCUGGAGAGAAACCCCCACCAUCCUUGAGGAAAGAACUUCCUGAGCUUGGUCUCCUAUUGAGGGAGUGGAACAAACUGGAGGUCUCAAAUGGUGUUUUGUAUUGCAGGCGAUAAGAGGGUGCUCAGACUCACUACCAGCUUGUACUCCCCAAAGCCCUGAGAUCCGUAGUUCUAAAGAGCCUCCACGACGACAUGGGCCAUAUGGGUACAGAGCGCACGCUAGAUCUUGUCCGGAAGCGAUUCUAUUGGCCCAAAAUGUCAACUGAGGUGGAAAAUAAAGUCAGAACCUGCAACCAUUGCAUACGACGUAAGACCAUGCCUGAGAAAGCUGCACCACUCAUCAACAUCGUGGCCACAAGACCACUCAAACUCGUGUGCAUGGAUUUUCUCAGUGUGGAGCCGGACUCAAGUAACACAAAAGACAUUCUGGUCAUUACCGACCAUUUUACGAAAUAUGCAGUGGCAGUCCCCACCCCGAAUCAAAAAGCCAGGACAGUGGCCAAGACCCUGUGGGACCAUUUUUUCGUCCAUUAUGGCAUUCCUGAAAGACUUCACAGCGACCAAGGUCCCGACUUUGAAUCCCGAAAGAUAAAAGAACUGUGUGAGCUCAUUGGCACUCAAAAGAUAAGAACCACACCUUAUCAUCCGAGAGGGAACCCUGUAGAACGCUUCAACAGGACCCUGCUCAACAUGUUGGGAACUUUUGAAAACCAGAAGAAGAGUCACUGGCGGGAGUAUGUCAAGCCGUUAGUACACGCUUAUAAUUGUACUAAAAAUGAGACAACCGGCUUUACCCCUUACGAGUUAAUGUUCGGGCGUCAGCCAAGAUUGCCAGUUGACCUAGCCUUUGGCCUACCAGUCAAUCAUCAGCCAGGCUCUCACUCGCAAUAUGUCCGCACCCUGAAAUCUCAACUUGAAGACAGUUACAGAGUAGCAACUGAGAAUGCUAAAAAGACAGCCAGUCGCAACAAAGCAAGGUUUGACAAGCAUGUUGUUGACUCCACCUUGAAAGAAGGCGACAGAGUCUUGGUUCGAAAUGUCCGUCUCAGAGGCAAGCACAAGUUGGCCGACAGGUGGGAGUCCGACGUGUAUGUUGUCCUGAGACAGUCCGGAGACGUUCCAGUGUAUGUUGUGAAACCUGAGACAAGAGAUGGUCCACAAAGAACUCUUCAUCGUGACCUCCUGCUGCCAUGUGGUUUCCUUCCUGUGACCCCGGUCGAAAGCGAAACUAACCCACCAAAGGCAGUAAGGCGACCAAGAACUCGACAACAUUCUGAAUAUGACACAUCAAAAGGAGCCGAUGGGGAUGAAUCCCAAUCUGAUUCUGAGGAAUAUCACUAUCACAGAAACCUAAGAGUGGAAACACUAGGUUUCAACCUGCCUUCCGGACCUAUAGAAUACUUACCUGAAAGGAUUGAACCAGAACCUGACUUGACUGCUGUUGAGCAAAAUCCUUCAGAUGUAGUCGAACCUUUCCCUGAGGAUCCUCCAGUAGAAACUUACGACCUAGACUUACCUGAUCCUGAAGAGAAAGACUUACCUGACUCUGAAGAGAAAGACUUACCUGAUCCUGAAGAGAGAAACUCAAUCGUUGAACAGGAAAUUGGAAACUUACCUGAAAAAGAUCUGGAUAAUGUCCAUCCUUCUACUCAACCUGCUCAGGAGAGCAAAGACAACAUAAAUGAUCUGGGUCAAAUGGACAACCAAAAUGGAAGUGACUGUUCGGGAAGACCUGUCAGAGACAGAAAAGCGACUAAAAGACUGACUUAUCCUGAGCUAGGAAACCCGUUGGUUACAAUAGUUCAGUCUUUAUUUCAAACCUUGAGUGAUGUGUUUACAGACUCUCUUGAAGAACCUAGUUUUCCAAGAACCCCUAGAGUUAUGACAGUAUAAAUUCAAAAUGCACAGGGACAUGCAUUAGGUAAAGAGGGGAGGAUGUAACCCAUGUUAAAAUCUGACAUAAAUAGGAAUAAAUAGUUGGUUAAAAGUCUGUAGACAGAAAAUAACGUCGCUGUUCCUUUAAGGAACCAGCGUUACAGACGCGGCGCCUGGAUGACGCUGCAGUGCACAGACCUGAGGGAGAGAGCAGAGGAGGAAUCGGAGAGAAAGAGCGGUGAUUAAUUAACAGGAAAAGUUAAUAUUAUAGAAAAAGAAAAACACAAUUUACCUGGUCGGGAACUGACGGGGAUUUUAUGAGAACCAAGUUACAUCGGUUUUGGUCAGGUUUUUUUGACCGGUUGGAAGCUCGGUCGGAGCGAGGAUUGGUCUGCGACAUACACAUUCACAGACGGGAUUCAAGAUGGCGAGCCAACCUAGACCUUCAGUUCAUCUUCUCCAUGGCAUCAGGGAGGGACUCUCCCGCGUGUGGUAAUCCGCUGCCGGAGCGGUAGGAAUAUCAGGGACUAGUUCGAACUUAACUGAACAGAACUGAAAACUGAUUGAAUUAUUAUCUUUUGGACUGAAUCAAACUGAGACUUUUCAUUGAACUGAGUACCUGGAUUUACAUUUAGACCUGAACUUGAAUUUAAAGUGCCAUACUUUGAUUUUCAUAUGUUAUGUCUCUGAAUGUGAUUUGAGUAAUUGUGGUCCACUUUGAUUUCAUUGUGUUUGAAGGUAUUUCCCUACCUGU
Messenger RNA from Xiphophorus couchianus (Monterrey platyfish), 7261 nucleotides. Its product is annotated as zinc finger CCHC domain-containing protein 12-like. Lineage: Eukaryota; Metazoa; Chordata; Actinopteri; Cyprinodontiformes; Poeciliidae. The record is from RefSeq and is a predicted model, not a curated record. Gene Ontology annotation, molecular function: nucleic acid binding; zinc ion binding. The transcript has 3 exons. The coding region runs from base 190 to 1899 and encodes 569 amino acids. Gene Ontology annotation, biological process: DNA integration.